CGUUAUCGUUGUCUGCAAUGGGUAAGAUUUCCCGAGAUGCUAUCAAAAGAAGCAAGAGUAUUGACAAUCAACUUCAAGCUGACAAAGACAAAAAACAGAACGAGUUAUCCCUCCUUCUUCUUGGGGGCGCAUGUUGUGGUAAGAGCACAUUUGUUAAACAGUUAAGAAUACAUUACGGAGAUGGGUUUCCAAGAGGAAGAGAGGCUGCAAUACAAGAAUCAAGUUCACGAAAAUAUUUCUGGCGCAGCUAAUAAAAUCAUAGACAAUAUGCAAAGUUCAAAGAUAACAUUUGAAACAGAAGCAAUGCAGACACAAUCGGAGGAGUUUCAAAGACGUAAUCCCGUCCUGGACAUAAAUGAAAUGCUCAAAAACACAACACCAGUAGAAGAUAAACCUACGUCCACAAAAGGCGCAAAUUGCCUGUUGGCUAUGGCCUGUAACGAACUAACUAAAAGAUUUGCAUAUCUGAAUAUUAAAUGCAAUGGACUGUCAGAGAUAGAUCAGAAGCUAUUGAUGCUGUUUUGGAAAGAUUCAGGUUAUCAGAAAAGCUAUAAACAACUCAAGGCAAUUAAAGGAGGUCCGGGUUCGUUGACACCCCAAGAAUUAUAUUUCUGUGAUAGUAUGGAGCGUAUGCUGAAGGAAAACUACGUGCCAACCCACCAAGAUAUUUUAUUCAUUAGACGUCCAACACUUGGUGUCAUUGAACACAUUUUCAACGUUGAUGACUUAAUUUACAGAGUAAUUGAUGUUGCGGGACAGAAAAGUCAAAGGAAAAAAUGGAUUCAUUUGUUUGAGAACGUGACGGUCGUUCUUUUCUUUGUGUCACUCAGUGCAUUCGAUGAAGUGUUAGAAGAGGACGAAACAUUGAACUGUUUGACUGAUAGUCUCAGCACAUUCCAUGACGUUUCUCAUAACCAUUAUCUUGACAAGACGGAUUUUCUUCUGUUCCUAAACAAACACGAUCUUUUCACAGAAAAGCUGAAAUCUGUCAAAUUCAAAUCCUUUGUCAAAUCAUAUGAAGGUGAGAACACACCGGAUGCUUGCAUAAAAUUUAUUCGAGAUCUGUUUCAUCAACAUCAUCCGUGUCAUAAACAAGUAUAUACACAUGUUUCAUGUGCUACUGAUGUUGAAAUGAUGAGUGAUAUUCUGUCUAAAGUUCUUGACAUUAUUGCAGAAAUAAAUGUGAGAAAAUCAGGGACAUUGUUUUGAAGGUAUACAUGUAGAAGUCGCCCUCUGUCAAAGGUUAACGACAUAUAAUAAUGCACCAUCUUCAUUAUUUGGUUAUAACAUGCUUUUAAGCAUUUAACAAAUAGUCAUACGACUGUGCAGUUAAGUGUUAUAUAUUUCAUCUAUGCAUAAAUGUACAGAAAUUGUGUUUAGUAAAAAUCAAAGACCUUGCUUUACAGUAUUACACACAAUAACAUUGUUACUGUUAAGUUAACUCAAGUACGAGCUAUUUGUGCUCUGAAAAUCGAUAGACGUCCAAUACUGCUUAAUGCUGACCCUCAACAAUGCCGUCAAUGUUUGCGGGAUUAUGAAAAAUAUUUUAUACACAUAAACUCACUGAUGAUUUAUCAAAAUUAUUAUAGAUUAGAUGAACUUUUGCUCCUCUAUGCAUUAAUGUUUGUUAUAAUAAUUAUAUGUUUUAUGAUAUAUAUAUAAUCAAAACACAUUUAAAUUAACAUUUAAAUCAUUUAAAAUGGUGUUAUAUUGUCUUGAUAAUAUGUUUGUAUUAUAGAAAUGAAAGUGUAAAUAAAUUGUUAAUGUUUG
This is a messenger RNA of Ruditapes philippinarum (Manila clam), 1770 nucleotides long. RefSeq lists its product as uncharacterized. Gene Ontology annotation, molecular function: G protein-coupled receptor binding; GTPase activity; G-protein beta/gamma-subunit complex binding. Gene Ontology annotation, cellular component: heterotrimeric G-protein complex. Gene Ontology annotation, biological process: adenylate cyclase-modulating G protein-coupled receptor signaling pathway. The transcript is spliced from 7 exons. The record is from RefSeq and is a predicted model, not a curated record. Bases 181 to 1209 code for a protein of 342 amino acids. NCBI's taxonomy places the organism in Eukaryota, Metazoa, Mollusca, Bivalvia, Venerida, Veneridae.